Planococcus citri (citrus mealybug) is the source of this 1934-nucleotide messenger RNA. Its product is annotated as DNA polymerase lambda-like. Bases 365 to 1792 code for a protein of 475 amino acids. Gene Ontology annotation, cellular component: nucleus. Lineage: Eukaryota; Metazoa; Arthropoda; Insecta; Hemiptera; Pseudococcidae. The transcript is spliced from 7 exons. The record is from RefSeq and is a predicted model, not a curated record. Gene Ontology annotation, molecular function: DNA-directed DNA polymerase activity; DNA binding. Gene Ontology annotation, biological process: double-strand break repair via nonhomologous end joining.
AUCAGUUACAAAAAAUUUUCAAUAUUUUCAAUUCAAAAUCUAAAUCAAAAUCUCAAAACUGUGAUAAUUUUAUUUCUCAAGUUGAUACUUGUAUCAUUUUUGUGCUGAAAAUCUUGUGAUUUGACAAAAAUACGAUAAUUUGAAAUGUCAAUACAUUAAAGUCGUCUCCCAGAGUACGAUAUUCAAUCAGCUCUUCGCCAAAUCUGCUUAUUGGUUGCUCAAUGGAAUUGACUAUAUCAUGCAUACUUCGAUACCGAAACUUUCAGUUCCAUAUGAUAUUUUUCAUUCGUUUUUGAAUUAUGCUGAGCAUAAAUACUGUUCCUUGUGAGUAGACUCCGUUUAUUUCAUCAGCCAAGGCAUCGGAAUGUCUACGAAUAUUUUCCAAUCUUGUAUCAUUUAUAUUCUACCCAGCGGGUUAUUGAAAAAACGUAUCAAAUUAUUUGAAGAUAAAAUACUUGCUUUUGGUGGCAAGAUCACUUCUGAACCUCUGAAGACACCACCCACUCAUAUAAUAGUAGAAGAUGGUCUGUUAAACAACCCUAGUCAAGUUAUCAACGCUUUGAAAGCUACGAAUUUAUUGCCAGAGAGCUUGAAUUGCAAAAUUAUCGGUACCUUAUGGUUAAGUCGAUGUUUGAAAGAAAAACAAUUUUUGAAUACGGAUAAUUUCGAAUUUAAAAAGAUAACGUUGGUAAAAAAUGAAUUGAAUGAUGAAUGUCAAGAAUCUCCUGCCAAAAAACGAAGGAUUGAAGUAUAUCCUGGGAUGUCGGUAUCGAAAACUAUAAAUUUUGAUGUUCCACAAAUUGAUCACUGCCCAAAUGAAGUAAUAUUAAACGAAUUCCAGAAGUUAGCUGAUAGUUACCGUGCUCGAAGAGAUAAAUGGCGAACAUUAGGAUAUGAAAAAGCUAUUCAAUCUAUCAAAUCGUGCAAACGAGAAAUAACGAAUAUCAAUGAUGUCAAAGGAUUACCAAAUAUAAGCGCCAAAAUGGUCGAUAAAAUCGCCGAAAUUCUCGAAAACGGGUAUUUAACGAAAGCUCGUGAAUUGUACACAGAUGAAAAAACUAAAAUUUUGGACAUGUUUGGUAAAAUAUGGGGAGCUGGACCAACUACUGCGGAGCUUUGGUAUCAAAAGGGAUUAAGGACGUUUGAAGAUUUAGAAACCAAGGGAAAUUUAAAUCAACAGCAAAAAAUUGGAUUAAAGUAUUACAACGAUAUUCAAGAGAAAAUACCUCGGGAGGAAGUGGCCGAAAUCGUUAAAAUUGUUACCGAAGCAUGUAUGAGGGUGUGUCCUAAUUUAAAAGUUAUUCCAUGUGGAUCAUUUCGUAGAGGAAAGCAGAUCUGUGGCGAUGUUGACGUUCUAGUUAUUAAAAAGGAUCACAUUAAAUAUGAUGCUGUGUUGCCAAAGAUAAUUACCAAUUUAAAAUCAACAGGUUUCAUUGUUGAUGAUCUAAUUGGUACAGACAACAGUGAAGAACCUAGAAAAUAUUUAGGAUUAUGCAAGCUACCGCGAGAAAACGCCAAAAAUAGAAGAUUGGAUGUAUUUCUUGUGCCAGAAAAUGAAUCAGCUACUGCAAUAAUGCACUAUACAGGCUCUGGUUUGUUCAACCGAGCUAUUAGGUUAUACGCUUCAAAGAAGAAUAUGCAUUUAUCCGAGCACGGUCUGUACAGAAUUAUUCAUCAAGACAAAGAAAUACUUAGAAAACACCAGAUCCAAACUCCAAACGAAGAGAGCAUUUUUCAACAUUUAGGCCUUUCUUAUAGACUUCCUGAAGACCGAGAAGUUUUUUCAACCUAAUGUUACCAAUACUUUUUUUUAUACCGGUGCAGUUUUGAACUAGUUUUUAUAUUAAUGUUUUCUAGAAUUUUGCCAAGUUAUUGCUUCUAUGUUCGUAAUAUAUUGAAAAUGUCGGCGUUACAAUAAAAUAUCAAAGUGAAAA